Molecule: messenger RNA, 2506 nt
Organism: Nerophis ophidion (straightnose pipefish)
Lineage: Eukaryota; Metazoa; Chordata; Actinopteri; Syngnathiformes; Syngnathidae
Product: ubiquitin carboxyl-terminal hydrolase 12A-like
Exons: 9
Coding region: 1216-2364 (382 amino acids)
Biological process (GO): protein deubiquitination
Cellular component (GO): cytosol; nucleus
Molecular function (GO): cysteine-type endopeptidase activity; cysteine-type deubiquitinase activity
Source: RefSeq, a predicted model, not a curated record
CAUACAUUGCCUGAAGAAAAAGCCAUCGAAGGUGAGGCUGCCUAAUAUAUUGCCUGAUGAAACUCUGGAAUUCUCUUUACAAUGCGAUACAAGAUUGUAGAAAUAUAUUCCAAUUGAAAAACAUAUAUAAAAACAGAACAAUAAGAUGAUAUGGACAGCCGUAAGUGUUUGCAUUUUGCUUUAUAUUUAUUAUUUUACUUAUUUUUUGUCUGGUUUUGUAUUUGUUUUGUAUCAUCCCGUGAGGUGUAUAUUAUUUUUUGCUCGGUUUGUACUUCAUGAAGUUUUUGCACUUGUUGUUUUUUGUUUGUUUUAAUUAUAUUUGGAUGUAUUUGUUUGGUUUGUAUGCUUGUGAAUCUGGGCUAUCCAUUAACUACCUCUUAUGUUGAAGGGGGCAGGAAAUAUAACAUUUUCCUCAUCCUGUUCCUUCUCAAGCAUAGAUUUAUUGGUUGAUUGAUUGAUUGAAACUUGUAUUAGUAGAUUGCACAGUACAGUACAUGUUCCGUGCUAAAUGGUAACACCCCAAUAAGUUUUUCAACGUGUUUAAGUCCGGUGUGUGAAUAUGUGUUUCGUUGUUAAAGUUUAAUCGUCUAUUGAUCAAAAAUGCACAUCAAUGAAGGAGAUAAAUAAGAAUGAAAUGAAAUGAAAGAAAGAGCCAUUGACGCUGAGGCGGCCUAAUACAUUGCCUGGAAGAAAAAGCCUCUGACGGUGAGUGGCUGACCCAGAAUCAGUUUAUCGCCUGUAGAGCGCGACUACAUGGGAACGUCAACUGAUUCUAAAUCGGAUUUGAGCGGUAACCAUUUGUUUAUAGACCAAGCCGAAGCAGGAUAUGAACAAAUUAAAAUGUGUUUCCUAGUCGUCAUUUUAAUUAUGUAUACAUGUGUAAAACAGUGUAUACAUUUUUGUAUUUUAUUUGGUUAAAAAAAGUUAGCCGCCAUCACUUCAUUGACACGCAUGCGUAAUAGUUCAGGUUUUUUGUUUUUUUUUGCUGACAUUUCGGCAUUAUGGAAUGUUGCUAUCGUCACCUCAUUGACAACAUGCACGUAAGCAGUUCAUGUUGGACCAUGGGAAAAGAAAGAUAAUUGACGGGAAAACUAACUUUAAUAUAGAAUGUGUUUUGACAAAAUCCGGAAGUGAAUGCUAGCUUAGCUGGGUUUAGCCUAGCUGUGCUCUGGUGACGUCACCCGGGAGGACGUGCUGGAAGAUGGCGCCAACUGAAUGGACAUCCUAAUGACAGUGUCCACAUUGGCCUCUUUUUCCACCAUGGGUAUCAAUGCCUCGGCUCUGGAGAAAGAUAUUGGAGCGGAGCAGUUCCCGGUCAACGAGCACUACUUUGGCCUGGUCAACUUCGGCAACACCUGCUACUGCAACUCCGUGCUGCAGGCGCUCUAUUCCUGCCAGCCCUUCCGGGAGAAGAUCCUGGCCUACCGCAGCCAGCCCAGGAGGAAGGAGAACCUGCUCAGCUGCCUGGCAGACCUCUUCCACACCAUCGCCACCCAGAAGAGGAAGGUGGGCGUCAUCCCGCCCAAGAAGUUCAUCACCCGCCUUCGCAAGGAGAACGAGUUGUUUGACAACUACAUGCAGCAGGACGCACAUGAGUUCCUCAACUACCUUCUCAACACCAUCGCUGACCUGCUGCAGGAGGACAAGAAGCAGGACAAGACUAAUGGCCGCCUGGCCAACGGCGCCUUAGACUCUCAGAACAACAACAACAACAACAACAACAACAACAACCACCAGCAGCAGCAGCAGCAGAAGACCACCUGGGUGCAUGACAUCUUCCAGGGCACACUCACCAACGACACCCGCUGCCUCACCUGCGAAACGAUCAGCAGCAAAGAUGAGGACUUUCUGGAUCUUUCUGUGGAUGUGGAACAAAACACCUCCAUCACACACUGCCUCAGAGGCUUCAGCAACACUGAGACAUUGUGUAGUGAGUACAAGUACUACUGUGAGGAAUGUCAGAGCAAGCAGGAGGCACACAAGAGGAUGCGUGUGAAGAAGCUGCCCAUGAUCCUGGCUCUGCACCUGAAGCGUUUCAAGUACAUGGAAAAGCUGCAGCGCUACACCAAGCUGUCCUAUCGUGUGGUCUUCCCACUGGAGCUCCGCCUCUUCAACACGUCAGGUGACGCCACCAACCCUGAGCGUCUGUACGACCUGGUGGCCGUGGUGGUGCAUUGUGGGAGCGGUCCAAACCGAGGUCACUACAUCACCAUCAUCAAGAGUCACCACUUCUGGCUGCUCUUUGACGACGACAUCGUGGAGAAAAUCGAGGCUCAGGCCAUCGAGGAAUUCUACGGCCUGACGUCAGAGAUCUCCAAGAACUCUGAGUCGGGCUACAUCCUCUUCUACCAGUCCAGGGACUAGACCAUGUGACAGCAAGCCCCGCCCCCCAGAUUGUGCUAUUUGUAUCAAAUGCACUUUUGUCAGCGAGCAGGACGAUCCUCAUCCUCAAUUGUUUUCUGUUUUAAAGAAAAACCAAUAAAGUUGUCAUUCUUCCUGCUGUCAA